ACUUCAAAACGGAUGUGUGCUCAUUCAGCAAACACCCAAACAAACCCAUCUUCUUCUUAUUUUUUUUCUUAUUUUGUUCAUCGGAAUUAUUUAGGGUUUAUUCUUUUCUCUGGAGAUAAUCUUUUCGUCGGAAUACGACUUGUCUGACCCCAGGUUUUAUCCGCCGGGUUUUUCAGCCGGCGUUCGUUUUAAGCGAUUACGUCGGUCAUGGGAGAAACUGGUGUAAUCCGCCUUCAGAAAAGUUUGGACCCGGCUGCUCAAGAGUUCAGACCAGGAUACGUUACUAACCUGCCCGCUUUGUUCGGGCCGCCGGUCCGUCAUGUUUACUAUUCGUUCGGAACUCCGUUUCCACCGUCGACUAAUGAACUGCAAGUGGAACCGUUUUGUAAUUCGGUGUUAACGCGUUCUCCUAAUUUUCCGAUUGAUUUUAAUACGGCGUUUGUUAAUCCAGUGGAGGAUAUUGCGGUGCCGGAGGUUCAGCCUCUGUCGUCCUCUCCGACUCGGUCGCUGUUACUGAGUGCGGUACCGAGUGACGUCAGCGAGUCGGUUGUGCGAAGGGAUUUGGAAUGCUUUGGGGAUGUUAGAGGGGUUCAGAUGGAGAGAAUCAGGAAUGGAAUCUUGACGGUGCAUUAUUAUGAUCUGAGGCAUGCAGAAAAAGCUUUUCGUAAGAUGAGGAGCCAAAAUUUGAUGCGUCGAAAACAAUUUCGUAAUCAACAUUCUAGGUUUUUGCAGAACAAUUUCGACACACCGCCACGGUUGGCUCGUGCCCUAAUCGGUGGCUGUGAUGUGUGGGCUGAAUUUGUUAUUCCGACGAGUAACGCCGCCGUACCGGACGGGAACAACCAGGGCACGAUCGUUGUUUUCAACUUAGAUUUGGGUGUCUGCGCUUCUACUCUUAAGGAAAUCUUCGAGCGUUUUGGCCCUGUAAAGGACGUUAGGGAGACGCCAUUGAAGAAGCAUCAACGGUUCGUUGAGUUUUUUGAUGUCAGAGAUGCCGCGAUGGCUGUUAAAGAGAUGAACGGUAAGGAAAUUCAUGGCAAACCGGUCGUCGUUGAGUUCAGCCGUCCCGGUGGAAGUGGCCGAAAAUUCUUCAACCCCAUGAUCGCCUCCGGAAAAUUAGGCGCUAGACAACACCAGCAGCCUCUUCCGGCUCGGCCUUGGAAGCUAUCUGGUCGUUUCAACGACCCCCCACAUCGCUCAUCCUAUUCGGAAUCUCAACUUUCUCCCAAGAAGGUGCAAUGUAUGAAUGCCCGGAGAUUAACUUACGCGGAUACACUAGUGGAUAAGUUACAUCCAUUGAAUUGCAGUGGAAAUAUUGUAAAUGAAAUUGAAAGAAGAGGUUCCGUUGGCACUUGGAGGAGGAUGAAUUCAAAGAAGAUCAUCAAUAGGAAAUCGGUAACCAGCUCAAAACAAGAAGUGUCUCCUCAACCCAGGAUUAGUAUUAGGUUGAGGAAAAAUAGUUUCUUGAGGAAAUCUGACCCGUGUUUCUUAAUAAGCGAAAACACCAUGGAACCAGAAGCAUCGGAUUGCAGAGAUUGCAGAACCACUGUUAUGAUUAAGAACAUACCCAACAAGUACAAUCUGAAGUUAUUGUUGAAGACUCUGGACAAGCACUGCAUGGAGUGCAACGAGGAGAUAAACAACGAUGGCAAAGGACUGCCUUUGUCCUCCUAUGAUUUCGUAUAUCUUCCAAUUGACUUCAUCAAUAAAUGCAACGUUGGAUAUGGGUUUGUGAAUAUGACCUCCCCCCAAGGAGCUUGGAGACUGUACAAAGCUUUCCAUCUUCAAGCAUGGCAAGUCUUCAACUCCAGGAAAAUCUGCCAAGUUACCUACGCUAGACUUCAGGGGUUAGAAGCACUCAAGGAACAUUUUAAGAACUCUAAAUUUCCGAGCGAAAUGGAUGAGUAUGAGUUGCCGGUGGUGUUUUCGCCUCCUCGUGAUGGUAUUCAACUAACAGAGCCGCUCCCCGUCGCCGGUAACGUUCAUGUUGUUGGUGCACAUACAUCAACAGGUGAAAUUGGUGGCCAUGAAGAUCGGCUGGGUGAUACCACAGCCGCUGAUCAAUCGUUGGAGCUAGUGCCGUGUGGCGGUGGUGAUAAUGGUGAUGAGGAAGGAGACAGCAAGAGAUCAGAAGAUGGGUGAUCAACACACCGCCGCACCAAACUGUACAAAAAAUCAGAAACAGAACUCAAAAUGAUGACGGGUGUUGCGUUGGAGGUUGGGAGCAGUCUUUAUGUCGUCGUACAAGGGCUCAUCUCAGAUCAUCCACCUUGUUUAACUGACUAUCCAUCACUUCCUAGGGGUUUCUUUGAUAUUCUAUGCUCUAUUUCAGCUUUACCCAGUUGAGGUUUUGUUCAUAUUUCGAUGGUAGUCUAGAAGAUCGUGUAGGUGGAACUGUCCAUGUCCAUGUCUCUUUCAAUUAUGUGGGUCCUUAAAAUAUAAUGUUUUCUAAUAUGUUUAUCAUAUGUUAUUAAUUUUGUUUUUUAUAGUAUGUUGGCAUUACAAAACAUCUUUUUUCAUUC
Molecule: messenger RNA, 2522 nt
Organism: Cucumis sativus (cucumber)
Lineage: Eukaryota; Viridiplantae; Streptophyta; Magnoliopsida; Cucurbitales; Cucurbitaceae
Product: protein terminal ear1
Exons: 5
Coding region: 208-2142 (644 amino acids)
Molecular function (GO): RNA binding
Source: RefSeq, a predicted model, not a curated record